Messenger RNA from Sitodiplosis mosellana (orange wheat blossom midge), 438 nucleotides. RefSeq names its product allergen Tha p 2-like. The coding region runs from base 83 to 424 and encodes 113 amino acids. The record is from RefSeq and is a predicted model, not a curated record. Lineage: Eukaryota; Metazoa; Arthropoda; Insecta; Diptera; Cecidomyiidae. The transcript is spliced from 2 exons.
AACAAAGAAUAAAAAAGUAACAAAAGCAAGAAACAAUCAAUAAAAACCCGUUUUUUUCAAAACGACUUAAAAAAAAAUCAAAAUGGCAAAUAAUGAAAAUAAUUCAUUUACGAAAAGAAUGCUAAAGCCAAACACGAAUACGGCUGAAGAGGGUAAAAAGAGUGGUGUGGGUGGUGCAGUUGGCGGCGCAGGUAUCGGUGUUGGAAUUGAUUGGAUAAAAAAAUCAAUCGCGAACUCAAAUGCGUGCAGCGAGAAAGCCGGUUGUCACAAAGGCUAUUGUUGGGCAUGGUGCGGUGUCAGUCUCACAGGUGGAGAAUGGUGCUACACGACUCGAUCAUAUUCACAAAGUUUCCAAUAUGUCACAUGUAACCAAGAUUCUGACUGUGAUAAAUGCUGGAAAUGCGCUGGAUCGUGCACACUUUAAAUGUGGACGCCGAA